AUGAAUGGCGUGGCGAGCACUUCCGCCGCACUUCAGCCUCCCAUGGAACACCCUGAGAACGACGAGUCAAGGUAGGAAAAAAAUAAAAAAAAAGUUUUUUUUAAAAAAUUAAAUUUUUAAAGAUUUAAAAAAGAAUUUUUUUUGAAAGAUAAAAUAAGAUUUUCAAAUUCCAUCAAUAAGGUUUUUAGGCCAAAAAAUCGAUUUUUUAUUAUUUUUUCGAGUCAAGGUGGGAAAAAAAAUAAAAAACAAUUAUUUUUAAAAACUUUAUUUUUAAAAAUUAAAAAAAAAAAUUUUUUGAAAGAUAAAAUAAGAUUUUCAAAUUCCAUCAAUGAGGUUUUUAGGCCAAAAAAAUCGAUUUUUUUUUAUUUUUUCGAGUCAAGGUAGGAAAAAAAUAAAAAAAUAUUUUAAAAAAAUUAAUUGAAAAAAAUUAAAAAAAAAAAAAAAAAGAAAGAUAAAAUAUGAGUUUCAAAUUCAAUUAAUAAGAUUUUUAGGCCAAAAAGUCGAUUUUUUUAUUAUUUUUUUUAAUUUUAAAAAACAAUUUUUUCUCCUAAAAAAUCAAAAAAAUACUAACAAUUUUUUUUUAUUUUUUUUUGACUAUAUCUGCUCAUAUUUUCGUAUCUCAUUUUUAAUUUUUUUUUCACUAAUUUCCCCUCACUUUUCAGCCCAACCCCAACGCGUUCCUCCCAAACAAUCACCGGAUUUCCCCCAAUCCGGCCAACCCACUUCCAACGCCCGAAUCAACUGGUCGAUUCGACCAGACCCUUCCAAAACUCCAACUUGCCUCCAUUGCCUCAGACGAAGCCCGCCGAAUCGUCGCCGAAGCCGGCGACGCCGAAAAUUGGCCCAUACGAUGUGGAAAAGACGAUCGGAAAAGGCAAUCAUGCAGUUGUAAAAAAGGCCAGACAUAAGGUCACUAAAACUGAGGUAAGAUUUUUAUCUUUUUUUGAUUUUUUAUUUGAAAAAUCUAGGUGACAUUUUAUACGAAAAUUUUUGAAUUUUUCAAAAAAAAAAUUCAUCAGGGUGACAUUUUAUACGAUGAAUUUUGAAUUAUUCGAUUUAUUUAUUUUUUGGUUUUUAGACUAAAAAACGGUCGAAAAAGCGAUAAUUUUUUAUCAGAAUUUGUGAAAAUCCGUCAGGGUGACAUUUUAUACGAUGAUUUUUGAAUUUUUCUAUUUAUUUAUUUUUUGAUUUUUACCCUGAAAAACGGUCGAUAAAACGAUAAUUUUCAAUAAAAUUUUUUUUUAAAUUUAUCAGGGUGACAUUUUAUACGAAAAUUUUUUAAUUUUUCAAUUUUUUUAUUUUUUGGUUUAUACCCUGAAAAACGGUCGAUAAAGCGAUAAUUUUCAAUCAAAAUUUUUUAAAAUUCAUUAGGGUGACAUUUUAUACGAAAUUUUUUUAAUUUUUCAGUUUAUUUAUUUUUUGGUUUUUACUCUGAAAAACGGUCGAAAAAGCGAUAAUUUUUUAUCAAAAUUUUUGAAAAUCCAUCAGGGUGACAUUUUAUACGAUGAUUUUGAAUAUUUCGAGUUUUCCAAAAAUUGAUACUUUUUGAUACUUUUGCCUCAAAAAUGCAUUACUUUUAGCUAACAAAAAUAUUUUUUAGACCUUCUAAAAGAAAUUUUCGCGGUCUAACCUAUAAAAGAAGAUAAAAAAAAUUUUUUCAGGUAGCCAUAAAAAUCAUCGACAAAAGGCGAUUGGACCCGGAAAAUGUCAAGAAAAUCGAAAGAGAAGUAAAAGUUUUGCAAAGGAUAAGACAUCCGCAUAUCAUCAAGCUUUAUCAAGUGAGUUUUAAAAAAAUUUUUUUUUGAUUUUUUUGAUUUUGUAAAAAUUUUAAAGAUCUUUAAAAAUUAUUUUUAAUUAAUUUUAAUUAAUUAAAAAUGAGUUUUAUCGGUUGUUUCACCGAUUAAUUGCGCCCAUUUUCGUCCGCAGACUUUGUUUUUAAUCCCAAUUCAAGACGUCAUACGGGGCCGUGAAGAGACGGAGAAUUAGCUAAUGAGGUCACUAAUCCGAGCGUUCCUCUAGGCAGUUUUGCGUCAUCCGAAAAAUGAGGGAUUUACAUGUUUUAUAAAAAGGCUGGCGAGAAGGUUUUUGGAAUACCGUAGGUCGGAAAAUUCGAAAAAAUGAUGUUAAUGAAGAAAAUAAUAGAGAAAAAUUUUUGAUAUAAAUAAUAAAAAAAUAAAAAUGAAAAAGAAAAAAUAAUAUUCAAAAAUUUGUAUAACUUUAAAUUUUGUAAAAAAGCUAAAUUUUUAAGCAAAAUAAUUAAAAAAAAUAAAAAAAAAUAAAAAAAAAAUUUUUUAAAAAAAUAAAAAAAAUUUUAAAAAUUAUAAAAAUUUGCAUAAAAUAAAAAAUCUCUUUUCAGGUAAUCGACACUCCUUCAAUUUUGUAUUUGAUCACCGAAUACGCCCCAAACGGAGAGAUUUAUGACAUGGUGCAUAAUAAUAAACGGCUAACGGAAGACGAAGCUCGUCACAAGUUUUGGCAAAUCAUCUCGGCCGUCGAAUAUCUGCAUAAAAAUGGGAUUGUUCACAGGGAUUUGAAAGUAAGUUGGAAUUUUGAUUUUACUGGGGAAAAAAUUAAAAAAAAUUAAACAUUUUUUUGGAUUUUUCUUUUAUUUUUUGAGGACUUAAAAUUUAAAAAAAGAAUAUUAAUUUUUCGCUUGUUUUAAUUUUUUUCCUAUUUUUACAACAUUUAAAAAAAUAUUUUUUUGAAUUUUUUUACAAUUUUUUUUUGAUUUUUUGGAUACUAAAAAAAUAAAAAAAAUAUUAUUUUUCUGAUUUUUUAAAUUUUUUCAUUUUCUAUUUUUCCAAAAUUAAAAAAAAUUAAACAUUUUUUGGAUUUUUUUUUAUUUUUUAGUAUCAAAAAUUAAAAAAAUAUAUUAAUUUUUUGCUUGUUUUAAUUUUUUUUUCCUAUUUUUACAACAUUUAAAAAAUUGAAAAAUUUUUUAGAAUUUAUUUUUUUGAUUUUUUUAAUAUUUAAAAAAUAAAAAAAUAUUAUUUUUCUGAUUUUUUCAUUUUCUAUUUUUCCAAAAUUAAAAAAUUUUUUAAAUAUAAAAAAUCCCACCAGGCCAUUUUUGUCCUUUGUUUGUCCCUAAAUGUUUGGUCUACCGGAAUGUUGCAAAAAAUGUUUUGAAAAACGUCGGAAAUUGGUCUUUCUCCUUUCGCUGAUGACGCAGGGAAAGGGCGAGAGUUUGCAAAGGGAAAUGCAAUAAACCGAACCCAAAAUAGGCUACGGUAAAUUAACAAAGAAAUGAUUCAAUUUUGAAAUUUUUGAGAUUUGAAAAUUUUGAAAAAAAAAUAAAAAAAAAUAAAAAAAAUUUUUUUUUUGUAAAAUACGUUGAUUAAUUUUUUUUUAUUUUUUUUUAUUUUUUCAGGCGGAAAAUCUGCUACUGGACUCGAAUCACGAUAUUAAGCUGGCUGAUUUUGGAUUCAGCAAUUUUUAUGAGAAGGAGAACACUUUGGAUACGUUUUGUGGCUCUCCACCGUACGCAGCGCCCGAAAUCUUUGAGGGGAAACUGUAUACGGGGCCUGAAAUUGAUGUCUGGGUAAGUUAAAUCACUUUGUUCCAAAAAAAUAAAAAUUUUUUUUUUCAUUUUUUUGAAAAAAAAUUUUUUUUUUCCGCCAAAAAAUCAAAAAAAAGUUAAAAUUUUUUUGGAUUGCAAAGCGUCACUUAACUUUUUUUUAACCCUUUGAACCCAAAAUUUAUCUAUUUCCCUCUUUUUUCCCUCUAAUUUUGCCAUUUUCAGAGUCUCGGCGUGGUCCUGUACGUCCUGGUCUCCGGCGUCCUUCCCUUCGAAGGGAUCAACCUGCAAGCCCUGAGGGAUCGAGUCCUCUCGGGCCGGAUUCGCAUCCCCUUCUUCAUGUCCACGGAAUGCGAGCAGCUGAUCCGGCGGAUGCUCACGAUCAACCCCACGAAACGCCCGACCAUCGACCAGAUCAAGCGCCACAAAUGGAUGAAGUUCGAGGAGUUUGAGCCGCGCUACAACGUCGCCAAGUACCUGACCAUCGACUCGAAGGAGCCGCAUCCGCAAGUCAUGAAGAUCAUCCAGAACAUGGGCCUGAAUAUGGAGACGGUGGAGAACUCGCUGAGGACCGAGGCCUACGACAACUACCAUGGCGUCUAUUUGCUGCUGUUGGAGAGGCUACGCGAAAGUUCGCUGAAACUGCAUCAACUCCAAAUGUACGAGCAACAGAAGCAGAGUCAGAAGCGCAUUCAGGAGGUGCAGAAUCGCCGGCGACAAAGCGACGCGCCCCCACAGCCACGGCCCUUGUUGAAGGGGCUUCGCGAACAUUCCACCUUUCAGACCACCGACUGCAGUGAUGUGGCGCCAGAGGCUGUUGAAUCCGCCGAAGAGGCGAAACAGACAAAAGUUGUGGAGAAACCGCUAGCAGCGACAACUCAGGCGACUGUGAAACCAAUCAAUGUGUCAACAACCACAAUUACAACAACUUUAACCACAGUCCAGCCGAGUACAACCUCAUCGGGGCAUGGGACGAGCGAUGAGAAUGAUCGCUGCUCCACCCUGUCUCGUCAGUCGACCAUUGGCACUAUUGGCUCGAUUGAUGAAGGCGUUGAGAGUGAUACGAACGGGUCCAGUCAAAGUCGCGCCACCUUCUCAUCACGAGAACUUGACAACGAAGGCUCGGGAAACUCCCUGCUAACUUUCGACCCAAACUCCGUGGAGAACCCGGAUUUAAUGUCGAGCUUAAGCCUCAACUCUUGCCCAUCCAACGCCGAAGCCAGCCAGAACCUACGGCCCGCCAACCUGCCUCCCUGUUGCGUUAAAGCGUUGGCCGAAGAGCGCCAACUCCAACAGAACCCCGCAACCGCCACCAAUUCCACGGAGACCUCACCGUGCGCCUCGCCCCAACGCCGCUGCUUCGGCGAGGGCUGGCGAGCGUCGGACAACGCGAUGUUCGACUCGCUGACGCAGCCCUUCCCCACCGGCGAGCUGGGCCAAAAGUCGAAGGGCGUCCAGGACGUCUCGCGACCGACCGCCUCGCAUUUGGCGGACAAGAUGCGAAAAAUGCGGCUGACCGGGCCCGCCAACGUCGCCGGGAUUGCGGUGGGCGGUGGAGCGAAGAUGGCGGCCGCUGUGCAUCAUCAUCAUGUCCAUCCGCAUCGACAUGUCAUGCUGGGCGGUGUGCCGAAGCGCAUCUCGUUGCCGGAGAACCUGGAGUUCCAACCGCAAAUGCUGCUGAACUUGAAGCAAGCGAUUCACGUGGAAAAACAGUUGGGUGCCGAGAAGAGCGACACCAACAAAGUGCUGAAGGUGCGGAUGGCGCAACAACAGCAGAAGAGGCUGACCAAAGCCAGGAUGCAAAUGUUCCGGCAACAGGUAAGGAGAUGGAUUUUUGACGGGAAAUUUUUGGGGUUCAGGUCCGUCCGCAAAGUCGUUGGGGUGAUUUCUGCGACUUGCACUGUGCAGAAAACCACAAAUUGCACAGUGCAGUGUGAACUUGUGUUUUGCACAGUGCAUGUCUCCGGACUGAAGCGAUUUUUUGCACUGUGCAGAAAAGCUCAGGGUGCGAACGACAGCCCAAAAAAAGCCUAUUGCACUGUGCAAAGUCAACUUUUGUUUUUGCACAGUGCAUGUCGCCGGACAGAAGCGAUUUUUUGCACUGUGCAGAGAAACUCAGGGUGCGAGCGACAGCCCAAAAAACGUCUGUUGCACGGUGCAAAAAACAAGCAAUUGCACAGUGCAAAGUGAAGUUUUGUUUUCGCACAGUGCAUGUCUCCGGACUGAAGCGAUUUUUUGCACUGUGCAGACAGAUUCAGGGUGCGAGCGACAGCCCAAAAAAAGGCGAUCGCACGGUUAAAAAAGGCCACAAAUCGCACAGCGCAGAAUGAGCGUUUCUUUUCGCACAGUGCGUGUCGCCGGACAGAAGCUAUUUUUUGCACUGUGCAGAAAAGCUCAGGGUGCAAGCGACAGCCCAAAAAACGUCUGUUGCACGGUGCAAAAAACAAGAAAUUGCACCGUGCAAAGUCAACUUUUGUUUUUGCACAGUGCAUGUCGCCGAACAGAAGCGAUUUUUUGCACUGUGCAGAAAAACUCAGGGUGCGAGCGACAGCCCAAAAAAUAGACGAUCGCACGGUGCAAAGAGCAAAAAUUGCACCGUGCAAGGUGAACUUUUGUUUUUGCACAGUGCAUGUCGCCGGACAGAAGCGAUUUUUUGCACUGUGCGGAAAAACUCAGGGUGCGAGCGACUGCCCAAAAAAAGGCGAUCGCACGGUGCAAAGAGCAAAAAUUGCACCGUGCAAGGUGAACUUUUGUUUUUGCACAGUGCAUGUCGCCAAAAUCACUCCAGCGACGUUGCGAACGGACUACGACCCCGUUAUCGCCCUUUUUGGACACUCAUUGUCCCUCAAAUCUUUACAUUCCUCAUUUCCAGAACCUGCAGAGCUACCAGAAACAGGUCGCGUUGCCGGGCCCGUCGCUGAUGAGUCGGCUCAGCGAAGAGCCGCCCUCCUCGGCGCCGCUCUCGCCCAUCGAGGAUCUCAAACACGAAGAUGCCAUGGACACAUCGUAG
Molecule: messenger RNA, 6524 nt
Organism: Bursaphelenchus xylophilus (pine wood nematode)
Lineage: Eukaryota; Metazoa; Nematoda; Chromadorea; Rhabditida; Aphelenchoididae
Source: the annotation of a GenBank genome assembly